AACACAGAGUCAUGACGGCCGACAGUGAGCUCUUGAUGCGCACGCGCCCGCUAUCGUGAGCAGGGUGUCGGGACAGAGAACCUAAUGCUCACUCUGUGCUGGUUGUGCUUCCAUCGAACAGCCGAUGCGGGUUAGCUUUCCUCAAUCUUUAUUGAUACUAUAACGUACAUGUACCUGAUUUUUUCACAACAAAUGCAGAUUCGUGCAUGUAUUGUUCAGUGCAGUAGGACUUUACUUGUGCAAUUACCUUCAGGUGAUGUCCGGGAAAUUUCGCACCGCAUCGGGAAAACCCGGAGAGAAGAUCGUCAGUAUUGCUCAUGAGGAGAGGGCGACCCUCAUCAUAACUGGCACUCGGGGUCUCGGGAAGUUCCGGAGAACGAUUCUGGGUAGCGUCAGCGACUACAUCGUCCACCACGCCGUGGUCCCUGUCCUUGUAUGCCGACGGAAGACACAACACGAGGAUUCCUCCAAAUCUUAAGCAUAGAUCUAGCAUAACUGGCCCAAUUUCAUCUUUUCGGGGUUUUUUUUUAAUUUUCUUCCUUUUAUAAUAACCCAGAAGCCUAAAGCAAAUAAAUGAUACAUGUUAAGUGACAUUGUCAGUCAAUUCAGUCACCAAAGCCAUUACUGAGGAGUGAAGUUUAAUUUAGUUAAAUUAAAUACUACGCUGUGCGACGACAAACUGAUGGUAAUGUUUCUGAUAGCUGAAAACAGUACAUGUUUUUUAUUUAUUUGUCGUAAUGGGUUUUAUUGUGUGCGUAUUUAUUUUUAAAUAUUGCAAAGUGUAAUUCAGAUUAAAGGUAAUUUCAGUACAAACGAUAAGCCCUGUAAUGUUUGAUACAUAUAUAUAUAUACAAAACAUGCAAGUGACAUAGGCUCUCGCUGUAUGUAACAAUUCCUUGAUGUAUUCUAUGGGUCAGAUAUCUAUGGUGUCAUGUCAAAAUUGCUGUCGUAGAUUGAGUUAGUUGUACGAUCCAAAUUUUGUUUACAAA
Messenger RNA from Aplysia californica (California sea hare), 989 nucleotides. Its product is annotated as universal stress protein in QAH/OAS sulfhydrylase 3'region. The record is from RefSeq and is a predicted model, not a curated record. NCBI's taxonomy places the organism in Eukaryota, Metazoa, Mollusca, Gastropoda, Aplysiida, Aplysiidae.